CUUCACAGUCGCCAUGAACCUUUCCGCGUCCUUCCAGCUUCUCAGAUCCUGCACCAGGGCCUCUUCUUCAAGGGCUUUGGCUCGUCCAACUCUUGCUUCUCUCCCUUCACGACGUUAUUAUUCAGACGACAAGGCCUCAGAAUCAAAGCCAGCAGACAAGGAGCCUGCUAAGGAUGAAAAGGCCCUCUGCGAAGAGAAGCUCCAGGCCAAAGAAAGCGAAGUGGCAGACUUGAAGUCGCGCCUCCAGUACCUUCAGGCCGACUUCAUCAACCUCCAACGGAACGCGGCCAAGGAAAAGGACCAGCAACGCGACUAUGCCAUUACAAAGUUCGCAGCAGACCUCCUUGAGACAGUCGACGUCCUGGCUAUUGCCAUCAAGUCCGUUCCUGCCUCUGCGCUGUCAGGUGUCGCAGAGACCCCGCCGCCAGCCGGGACCAAGUCUCAUGCUAGCCACCUCAAGGAUCUCCACACUGGUGUUGAGAUGACCCACCGCAUGCUCCUCCAGACCAUGGCCAAGUACCAUGUCAAGCCCUUCGACCCAACAGGCGAGCCUUUCGACCCCAACCUUCACGAAGCUCUCUACCAGGCACCCGUUCCCGGCAAGACCCCCGGAACCGUCAUCGACACCCAAAAGAUUGGGUACAUGAUCAAGGACCGCGUCCUUCGCGCUGCACAAGUCGGUGUUGCACAGGAUACCUCAUAAUACUCACCAGGCUGCUCUCGUCUGCCUUGGGAUUUGACACGACGGACAUGACACGCUCUCUACACAUAUUAUUUAGCAAAAAUUAUAUUAGAUUUAGUUAUAAUAUAGCACCACAACUCUAGGGAUAUAGCGAAUACAGAGAACUAUCGAAUCUCGACUUC
Molecule: messenger RNA, 864 nt
Organism: Coprinopsis cinerea okayama7#130
Lineage: Eukaryota; Fungi; Basidiomycota; Agaricomycetes; Agaricales; Psathyrellaceae
Product: mitochondrial grpe
Exons: 2
Coding region: 14-703 (229 amino acids)
Biological process (GO): protein import into mitochondrial matrix; protein folding
Cellular component (GO): PAM complex, Tim23 associated import motor
Molecular function (GO): protein homodimerization activity; protein-folding chaperone binding; adenyl-nucleotide exchange factor activity
Source: RefSeq, a predicted model, not a curated record